Molecule: messenger RNA, 2814 nt
Organism: Puntigrus tetrazona (Sumatra barb)
Lineage: Eukaryota; Metazoa; Chordata; Actinopteri; Cypriniformes; Cyprinidae
Gene: abhd14a
Product: abhydrolase domain containing 14A
Exons: 5
Coding region: 270-1082 (270 amino acids)
Cellular component (GO): cytoplasm
Source: RefSeq, a predicted model, not a curated record
UUUCCCAGUGUGUGUGUGUGGUAACAUGUCUUAUUAUUAGGAGAUAUCAUUUCGCAACAACUAACAGUUUUCCAAGGAACGACAAACUCACAACCGCAGGAAUGAGCACCGGAACCAUCGCGCGCGUUCACCCGUUUCCACCCGGAACUGUUAUUGUGUGCGACGCAUUAAGGCUGCGCUUCUGUCACUACGUGGGAAUUAUGAUCAGUCCCAAACUUUCAGACAGUCACCUAUUAUUGGAUAUUUGCAGCGUUUCGCAUACUUUAUAGAUGAUGAAUUUCUUCCGCAACCGUCUGGUGGUUUUGGGGCUGGUGCUGCUGGCCACGGUGCUGCUGUAUCUCCUGCUGCCGUCCAUGCGGCAGGGGAGCAUGGAGCCGUCUCUGGAGGUGCAGCAGCGGAUGGGGCUGAUCGCCGCCUCUCCUCCGCCGCCGCCGCCGCCGAACAGCGUCAACAUCACGGUCAGGACCGGACAGCUGCCCGGGGACCCGCCGCUCUUCUUCAGGGAGGCUCUGCCUGUGGACGGCGCUGGGCGACAGAUAGUGCCCAGGCUGCAGUUGGUGCUUCUUCAUGGUCAGGCCUUCACCUCUAAAACUUGGGAGGAGUUGGGCACCCUCAGCCUGCUGGCGUCAAAUGGGUACCAAGCCCUUGCUCUCGACCUGCCCGGUUUUGGGAAUUCUCCGGACUCGGAGUCGGUAAAGUCGGAUCAGAGCCGCGUAGACCUGCUAAAGCGUUUUCUGGAGUCCCUGGGAGUUCGAGCACCGGUGCUACUGAGCCCAUCUAUGAGCGGUCAUUACGCCCUUCCGUUCCUUCAGAAACACAGCGGCCAGCUGCACGGCUUCGUGCCCAUCGCCCCGGUGGGCACCCGCGGGAUCACCCCACAGCAGUACCGCGACAUCCAGACUCCCACACUGGUCGUAUAUGGAGAGCUAGACACCAAUCUGGGCGCCCAAUCCCAUAAGAACCUGAUUCAGCUGCCUCAUCACACUGUGGUGAAGUUAGCAGGAGCGCGACACGCCUGUUACAUGGACAAACCCCGCGAGUUCCACCGCGCUCUGCUCGACUUCCUCAGCAAACUCGAAUGAGGGGCGGAGAGAGCAAAAAAACAUGUAAAAAAAGACUUUCGAAGAGACUAAGAAAAGACAAGAAAAUGAAGAACAGGACUGCGGUAUAGCUGUAAAACCAGUCCUCAAAUGUAACACACACCUGAACGUUCUAUCAGCCAUCCACAUCUGCUCACUCCUUAUAAGUUCCUUGCGUGCUCCAUCGAGAGAUGGCAUAUUAUAACAAACUUCUGCAGAGUUACUAUUGUAGAUUGUAAACAUCCUUUUAUCAGUUUAUCAACUGCUGCAUGUAAUGGCCCGUCUGAAGGUUGUUACAUUUUCUAGCCUGAGGGUUGUUCUUUAAUGCUGUUCCCAGGAUUUCCAGUCUGAGGAAUGUUCCUGUUACAACAAAAUAGCCGUGGUUUCCAGUCAGAGGGUUAUCCGUAACAUUAUUGCCAUGGUUUCCCUUUCGAAAGUUGUUCUGUGACGCCGCUGUCAGGGAUGUUCCUGUACAUUUGCCAUUAUUUCUAGUCUGAGGGGUGUUCUGUUACGAUGUUGCCAUGGUUUCUGGUCUAAGAGUUAUUCCGUAAUGCUGUUGCCGUGGUAUUCUUUUAGAGAGUUGUUCUGUAACUCUUUUGCCAGGGAUGUUACUGUAACACAGUUGCCAUGAUUUCCAUUCUGAGGGUUGUACCGUAACGCAAUUGUCAUUUUUUUAUCUUUGGGUUGUUUCCUAAAAUGCUUUGUGAUGGAUUUCUUUGUGAGGAAUGCCACAGUUUCCAGUCAGAGAGUUACUCUGUAACACCGCUGCCAUGGUUUCCCAUCUCAAGCAGGUUCCUGUAAUUCAGUUGCCAUAGCUUUCUUUCUGUGGGAUGGACGUGUAACACAAUUGCCAUGGUUUUCAGACAGACAGAUGUAGCUGUAAUACAGUCACAGCCAUGGUUUCUUGUCUGACAGUUGCUUUCAAUAACAUAGUUGCCAUAGUUUUCAUUCUGACGAUUGUUCUUGUAACACAGGUGCCAUGUUUUUUGGUCUUUGGCUGUACGAAGCUUGUUUUUCUAAUACGAUUGUCAUGGUUUUGUGUAACAACAAGUGUCACAUAAUGCCAAAAAUCGGUGUCAUGACUGUCAUAACCCUUGUAUAUGCUUGACAUGCAGUCAUCCGUCCUACAAGAACAUCUCAGAGAACAAAACAUUUCGUAUUGGUUUGUCUUAUCAAGUCCAAUCAUGUCAUGGGGUGUUCACACCAGUAGAUGGCACAAACAUGCAUAACGUAGCAUGUCAAUUAGUGAUUGACUCAACACAUGAUUUUUAGAAGUACAAAAAUGGAGAGAAAGGUUGCAGUACUGGAUGCCUGUCAUGCCUGUAAUUAUUUUUUUGUUAUCAGUAGUUGCCAGACUUAUACUGGCAGUAGAUUAUUCCUUACAAUAAAUAGAACAUUUCCUGAGACUGCAGAGAAGAAAAGCGUUCAUUACGUUACACCUAAAUGUUUAGGUGCUCAUUACAUAUUUAUUAUUUAUUGCUUAAAAGUUAUACAUGACAGAAACUGUAAUGUGUGUGUGGUAUUUAUGUGCCGUGGUCUGUUGUUUUAUUUGUUUAUAGCUUGUAAAUAUGAAUAUGUUUUAGAGGACUGUGAGCCACCUCUGACCUGUAAAUAUUUUUAACAUCACAAAUCUUUAACCUGUCAUUGGGACUGAUUUCACAUUCCAGUGUGCAUGGUACUGAAGGGUCAUGAUACAUGCUUUGGUUUAUUGCAAAAUAAAGUUCAUUAACAUUGA